CGCUCCGGCCCCGCCCCCGCUUCCGGGGAGAUCCAUGGCUCUGGCUCUUCGCGCGGGCCUGCCGGUCCUCGGCGCUCGGCUGGGCAUGCCUGCGGCGCUGCCAUGGAGACGCGCCCUGCGGCCAACGGGCGCCGCCUGGGUCUGCGCCGCGCCCGGCCCGCGCGUCCUGGGGACUCCACGGCGCGGGGCGUCCCAUGCCCGGAGCAGGAAGAAGGCGCCGUGCUGGUGAGGACCAGGCAGCCCUCAGCCUGCAGCCGAGGACCACCUGGGCGAAGAGUUGCAGACUAGCCUGACCAGGAGCCCAGAGCAGACGCUGGCUCCACCCCCUGGUGGCAGCCCCCCCAUCAGGCCGGAGCCGCCCUAGGCUCCUGUGGGGGCAGGCGGCAUGGGCGCUGCCAGGGACUUCUGUCGAGCUGCACAGUCCCCUUUCGGAGGGCACCUCUUUUCAAGUUAGCGGGCCAAGCCCUGGUGUCAGCAUCACAGCAAACACUGACGAAUGCCCUCCCCCGACCCCCCCAGGUAGGUGCCUGGUCCCGGUCAGCGCCACGCCCAGCACAGUGCUCACAGCCGUCACCGGAGCCGCUUACCCGCUUGUCCUCACGGAAGGUCUAGGCGUCUUCAGAAUGCUCAGCGGCUCCUCUCCAGCAUCCCCACACCACCACCCUCGCCAGGGUGCCGCCCCCCGCCUGCCCGAGCCCUCUUCUCCACCAUCAGAUUAAACCGGGAACCAGCCCUCGGACCGCAGCCGGAAAGGGUGGGCCUCGGAGCGGCCAGCGCAGUCGAGGCCCGGCCCCAGGCCUCUGCUCAGGGCGAGGCGGGAUGAGCGGCCGGGUCCCGCUGGCGGAGAGGGCCCUGUCCGAAGGCCACGCCAGGCGGCGGUUCCGGGACACGUCCCUGCUCAUCUGGCAGCAGCAGCAGCGGGAGCUGGAGGCGGUGCCGCCCGGGACCUACCUGAGCAGGAGCCGCAGCAUGUGGUACUCACAGUACGGGAACCAGGCCAUCCUGGUCCGGGACCGGAACAAGCUCGAGGUGUCCCGGGACACGGGCCAGUCCCGGUUCUGCUCCGUGAUGUGACCGCGCGGUGCGAUCCGGGCCCGGCGCCCGCGUGAGCGUGGCCGUGUCCCCGCCAGCCGCCUGCGGCUUCCAGGCCUCGUGGGGAGACCAAGUGGUGAAGGUGAGGACCCAGCGAUGGGGCAGGAACCUGGGGCCCCGGGUUCCGGGCUGCUGGGCAGUGUCCUCUGGCCUCCAGCUGGCGGUGAGCUUUUCAUAUUCCAGAAACCAACAAGAGCCCCCGGUUACCGAUAAUCUUUCCAAGCUUGGGAGGUUGUGUUUGCUUUUUUGUCAUUCUAAUUAAGGUGGCAUUCAGUAUUAUAUCAGUUUCAGGUGCUAGGUUGCUUUUUAAAAAGCAUGUUUUUAUUGAUUUCAGGGAGGGAGAGGGAGAGAGAAACAUCAAUAAUACGAGAGAAU
Pipistrellus kuhlii (Kuhl's pipistrelle) is the source of this 1467-nucleotide messenger RNA. RefSeq names its product BRD3 opposite strand (gene BRD3OS). The record is from RefSeq and is a predicted model, not a curated record. Bases 820 to 1074 code for a protein of 84 amino acids. Lineage: Eukaryota; Metazoa; Chordata; Mammalia; Chiroptera; Vespertilionidae. The transcript is spliced from 3 exons.